UGGUCACGUGAUCUGCGUCUUGUUUUAGCGCGGGAAUAGGAAGUUGUCGGAAGGAGACAAGAGAGACAGUUUCGCAAGUCCGAGGUUUGUGUAUAUGAAAAUAUUCGCUGUUUCUUUUAGAAAUACGCGUGUUUGACAGGGUUACGUAUUUAGUGUUUAAUAUCAAAAUAGGCUCUUAAGUUAACUUGUGAACUCUACGCUGUAACCGUUUAUGUCAGUGCGGAUAUAGUCUGCUGGGACAUUGUUUAUCAAAAACUCGGUGAAAACAAAAACAGUUUCCCACAUUAUAACUGUUGGUAAUUGUGAGAUUAAAUGGAAGCAGCUCAGACUGUCCAGAGGAGCACUCAGCAAAGUGUUGCAAAAGGCAGGAACCAGCACAGAAUUCCCAAGGAUGUUGAGACCGACAUCGCAUACCUGUAUGAAGUCCUGCCACAGCUGUCUCAAAUUUUUCGUAUCAUAGAUAAAAUAGGAGAAGGCACUUUCAGCUCAGUGUAUUUGGCAGAGGCACAAAUGACCGAUGGGUCGAGAAGGAUGUUUGCAUUGAAACACCUGAUCCCUACCAGUCACCCUGUCCGUAUAGCCGCUGAACUACAGUGCCUGACUGUUGCUGGAGGGAAAGAAAAUGUGAUGGGAGUCACAUACUGCUUCAGGAAAGAGCAUCACGUGGUCAUUGUCAUGCCAUAUAUGGAGCAUCAAACCUUUGUGGAUAUUGUUAAUUCCUUAAGUUUUGAGGAUGUGAGGCAUUACAUCUUCCACCUGCUCAAAGCCUUGACACACAUUCACAAGUUUGGCAUCAUCCACCGAGACAUCAAACCAACCAAUUUCCUGUUCAAUCGACAAAAGAGGGAGUAUGCUCUAGUGGAUUUUGGCUUGGCACAAGGCACUCCUGAUACACAGAUAGAAUUGCUGAAGGUGGUGAAAUCAAAAUCUCAUAAAGGUGGCGGGUCAUCUAAGAUGGUGGAGGAAUCACUUGGGAAACAGAAACUUGUGCCUUUACCACCCAACACCAGAAACACUGCUCUCCAGUCCAGCACUAAAGCACCUGCUAAAAGACCAUGCCCAGCUUCACGCAUUAAACACAGCAAGGGACUGCUUUCAAAACCAAAACGAGAGGAAUUAAUUCCACGGAAGAUCGUUUCUUCAAAACACCGUUCAAUACCAGUGAGAACAUCACUGAAUCAGAGACCGAAAGCCCCCAUUGAGAGUCAGAAACCCAAACCUCCUGCCGUUAGUCCAAGUCUCACCUGCAGCUGCUACAUGACUGACCGCAUCUGCAACAUCUGCCUGUCAAGGAAACAGCAGGUGGCUCCGAGGGCUGGUACACCGGGCUUUAGGGCUCCUGAGGUUCUGACUAAGUGCCCUAACCAAGGAACAGCUAUUGACAUGUGGUCAGCCGGUGUCAUAUUGCUGUCACUGCUGAGUGGGAGGUAUCCGUUCUUCAAAGCCAGUGAUGAUCUGAUCGCUCUUACCCAGAUAAUGACCAUCCGUGGAUCUAGAGAGACGAUAGAGGCUGCUAAGACGUUCGGUAAAUCUGUAGUGUGCAGUCGUGAGCUUCCUCGGUUGGACCUGAAGAUCCUCUGUGAGACUCUUAGAGGUUUGCGAUCAUGGGAUGAUGGCUUACCUUCUGAGUUUCUAGCCUCACAUAACCCAGCAGAAGGAAAACAGGAUGCAGGGAGUCCUGUUAAGAAGCAUAAGAGCUCCCUCAAAAGCAGUGCACAGCUGCAGGAGAUGGGCUGGGAUAAAGUGCCUGAUGAUGUGUAUGACCUCCUGGAUAAACUCUUAGAUUUAAACCCAGCAUCAAGGAUAACUGCUUCUGUGGCACUGCAGCAUCCACUUUUCAAAGAUAUGACGGAUUAGUUUUUGUGCCAUCUUCUAAUUUUGUAUUAUUCUGUAAAGGUUUACAUUUGUGCAUCUAUUUUCUAACUACAUGCUGUAUAUCAAUGUUUUAUUUAUUAGUCUUACUUUUGGGGUUUCUUUAGAUUCAGUUUUGAGAAUAAAAAGUUCAAACUUAUUGUUUAAAGUUUGUCUUAGAGAUUAUUUCUUGAAUGUAAGGUUCUGACAUAUUUUUGGAUAAAAUUACCGGUAAAUGUAUGAACCCUUUUGAAAACAACCAGACAUUUUUGACAGCUACAGUGUUGCAAUUAUCUUUUUUAUUGUUGUCCUUACAGACUAGUUUGUAAAUCAAUGUAUGGUAGUAUAAGUUGUUCAGCAGUUGUACUAUAGUACAAGCUGAGGCAGAGAACUUCACAAACCCAAAAUCCAUGAAAGAGCUGCAACUUCUUUAAAUAAAAAAUAAAUAAAUGAGAAA
Messenger RNA from Carassius gibelio (silver crucian carp), 2308 nucleotides. RefSeq names its product cell division cycle 7 homolog (S. cerevisiae) (gene cdc7). Lineage: Eukaryota; Metazoa; Chordata; Actinopteri; Cypriniformes; Cyprinidae. The record is from RefSeq and is a predicted model, not a curated record. Gene Ontology annotation, molecular function: protein serine/threonine kinase activity; ATP binding. Gene Ontology annotation, biological process: protein phosphorylation; mitotic DNA damage checkpoint signaling. Gene Ontology annotation, cellular component: nucleus. The transcript is spliced from 11 exons. Bases 313 to 1857 code for a protein of 514 amino acids.